Molecule: messenger RNA, 2183 nt
Organism: Grus americana (Whooping crane)
Lineage: Eukaryota; Metazoa; Chordata; Aves; Gruiformes; Gruidae
Gene: ORAI2
Product: ORAI calcium release-activated calcium modulator 2
Exons: 5
Coding region: 93-1067 (324 amino acids)
Biological process (GO): store-operated calcium entry
Cellular component (GO): membrane
Molecular function (GO): store-operated calcium channel activity
Source: RefSeq, a predicted model, not a curated record
CCGAGUCAAUAGCGGAGGAACCAGGGAGAUAGUGGUCUGGCUUCCGUAGCCCUCCUGUACGCAGCGAGCCUCUUCUGUGCUUCAGCCAGAGGAUGUUGCAGUGGCGGAGGCAGAAGCCAGCGCUGCCUUUUGACUUAUCCAUUGGAGCCCUCCACCCAGUCUCUCCAUGUCUGCAGCCAGCAAGCAUUUCUCUCAUCAUGAGUUCUGAAUUAAACGUUCCGGUGGAUCCUUCCACUCCUGCUUGCUGUUCUGAACCUGGCACAAAAGGCAUGGAUUAUCGGGACUGGGUCCGGCGCAGCUACCUGGAAUUAGUCACAUCAAACCACCACUCCGUUCAGGCCCUUUCAUGGAGGAAAUUGUACCUGAGCCGAGCCAAACUGAAAGCUUCCAGCAGAACUUCUGCUCUGCUCUCUGGAUUUGCAAUGGUUGCCAUGGUGGAGGUGCAGCUGGAGGUACAGUACAAGUACCCCCAGAUGCUGCUGAUCGCGUUCAGUGCCUGCACGACGGUGCUCGUGGCAGUUCAUCUGUUUGCCCUUCUCAUCAGCACCUGCAUUCUGCCCAACGUGGAAGCAGUGAGCAACAUCCACAACCUGAACUCCAUCAGCGAGUCCCCGCAUGAGCGCAUGCAUCCCUACAUUGAGCUGGCGUGGGGCUUCUCCACCGUCCUGGGGAUCCUCCUUUUCCUUGCGGAAGUCGUGCUGCUGUGCUGGAUAAAAUUUCUGCCCGUGGGCUCCAUCCUGAAAAAUGAGACCACCAACGUCGAGAAGCCCAGCGGCCAUGCAGGUUGGCAGUCAGCACUGGUCUCCACCAUCAUCAUGGUCCCAGUGGGUCUGAUUUUUGUCGUCUUCACCAUUCACUUCUACCGCUCUUUGGUGCGGCACAAAACGGAGCGCCACAACCGAGAGAUCGAAGAGCUUCACAAACUGAAAGUGCAGUUAGACGGGCAUGACAGAGGCAUGCAGCAGGCAACUCCUCUGGUGGAACCUGGAGCUGUACUGACGAGUCUGACAGAGCUGGAUCCGGUGAGAGUGCUGUGUGCUGUUAAAGAGCUAUCACAUUUCAUUUGAGCUGACUUUUUCCAGCAGCAGAGAAAAUGACACUUGCACGUCUGUAUUGCUUAGCAAGGCAAGCUUGUAAAUUCUAUAGCAUCCUUUUGGGUGAAAACUUCUGUAAAAAUGCUUUUAUGAUUUAUGGUAACUUUGUGGAGGGAAAAGCAUGUUUUGCAAUCAUCAGCUCUUGCAAGGGAAAGUAAGGCUUUGUGCCACACAGGGCUGAAAGAAGCAUAAGCACAUUUUCUUGGCCCUGAUCCUGUGCUGAUUUCCUGCUCCGCACUCAAACAUCGCAGUUUCAGUCUCCCAGGCCUUAUAGGCUUCCGAAAUCGUUAAGGAUAGUUGUAAUGCUCUAUUUAACCCUGGUCCCUUAUUCCACUGGGAUUUGAGAAAUCUAAUGGCAGUGUAUUACAUGUCAGCUUCCCAGAAUGGAGAGUACAUGCAAAUCCCAGUGCAGCAGGGCGAGACUAUCCCUAUAUUCCUCUCUGGCGAGGGCCUUGGGAACCCAAUUCUAAUCUCUCUUGUUUACAUGCGAGUUUGAGCAUUGCUGAACAAGUUGCUUAGCACUGUGUCUGUGGCUUUCAUCUGUUGUUCUUGCCGCAGUUGGCGUGUACCAUAUUGGCUGACAUGCAGCAAAGAAAAUAGUCUUUGUGUGCUAAAUGACUAGUCUGUACUUAUGUGCAUAUGCAAAAAAAAUGCGGAGUGUCCUCCAGGAAGUGGGUGGUCGUGAAAUUCAUACCAUCUCCCCAGGAGUCUGCCCUCUCUCCCUCUUCUUUUUACCAUAAUAAAGGUUUACACAACAAAAUCAGCGUUGAGCUUUCUGCCAAGUAUUACACAUGUAAGCUCUUCCACCAACAAAAUUUCUGUUGUGAGGCCAGAGCCAGACCAGACAGGAUGAAUCUCUCAUCUCUACUUUGCACUCUCCUUUAAUAUCAGUAAUAAUUGGACUCUGUGUGCUGUGGAGCUCAGGAGGUUGUUGAGGAAAGUAUUGAGCCAUUUUUGCAAUUACAAAAAGAAAAAAAAAAGUUUCACGGUGCACAUACAGUGCUGCAAAAGCAAUGCAGCUCACUUGGAAACAGUCAAAUUGUUCAUUUAAUUCUUUGCAAAUAUAAUAAACUUCAGCAAAUGGAGAAA